Messenger RNA from Macadamia integrifolia, 1372 nucleotides. RefSeq lists its product as uncharacterized. The record is from RefSeq and is a predicted model, not a curated record. Lineage: Eukaryota; Viridiplantae; Streptophyta; Magnoliopsida; Proteales; Proteaceae. Bases 140 to 1201 code for a protein of 353 amino acids. The transcript is spliced from 3 exons.
UCCUUGGGAUUGCUUCCAGAGGCUAAGCCAGUGACCCACUUUCCCCCCAGGAAAGCAACGUCUCUUUUUUCCACUCCCCUGUUUAUAAACCCCUCCAUGGACCCUUUACAGAGCACCUCUCUCUCUCUCUCUCUUAUCCAUGGCUAACCAGAGACUUGAUGGAGAAGAUCAAGAAGCUCUGUAUGGCACAUACCCUUUAGCAGUGUACUAUGUACAGAGCCCAUCAGCUGUUUCACAUGCCAACAGUGACUCUCGCAACAAUGAAUCUGCUUUAAUGUCUCCAUAUCCAUAUCGAUCUGAGAACUUCAUCACCAAUCCCAGGAACCCAAAUCGCGAAGUAGCUCGAUUACUCGCACGUUACUCUUCCUCUCGUGGUUCAAACAAUUCAUUCCUCCACCAUGAAAAGAAGCUUUCCUAUGAUGGUGAUCAGAGUCAGGGGAUUGGCACUGAUAAUGGUGAGACUUGUCUGAUCAAUUAUGUAGAGGAAGUGGAAGAAAAAGUGCGAAAAAUUGAUGGCGGUGACGAUGAUGAUAAUGAUGAUGAUGAUGAAAUUGAAGAUGGAAGAAGACAUGGGUUUUGGAGAUUCUUCUCUUUUGGUACUUCUCCUUCUUGUGCCUGGAUUUUUCUCCAGAUUAGUUGGAGGUUGAUGUUGAGCUUGGGAGUUGCAUUGCUUCUUUUCUACUUGGUAACUAAGCCUCCUCCACCCAAAAUGUCUCUCAAGAUGGCAGGAAUACAAGAAUUUGGGUUAGGAGAAGGGGUGGAUGGAUCUGGUGUCACAACCAAUAUUCUCACCUGUAAUUGUUCCAUGAAAUUACAGAUUGAUAACAAAUCUAAGCUCUUUGGUCUUCACAUUCAACCUCCUAUCAUAGAUAUGUCUUUUGGGCGCUUCAUUUUUGCAAGCUCAGAGGGACCAGAAUUGUAUGCCGAGAGCGAUGGUCCGACGACAUUCCGGUUAUAUGUAGGGACAACUAAUAAAGCAAUGUAUGGAGCUGGUAGGAACAUGGAAGACAUGCUUCAAUCUGGAAAAGGACUGCAACUGAUUAUCCAGAUGAGGUUAAGCUCAAGUUUUAGAGUUGUUUGGAACCUUAUCAGGCCAAGGUUCCAUCACCAAGCUGAGUGUCUAUUACUCUUGAAUCGUAGAUACGAUAAACUUCACCACACCCAGGUGUAUAAUAGCAGCUGUAGAAUCACUCCUUAUUAAAUCUUAAUUAAUGAGAUAAUAAUUUGCUAUACAUACAAGAGAAUAUAAGCUUAAGAGAAGGUAUGGAACUUGGGAAGAAAGAGAGAAACUAUGUAUAUGAGGAAACAAUUGGUAUGUAUAUGGUGCUUGUGGUAAUUUCAAUCAAUAAUCGAUUGAGAAAAUUUUGUUUUC